This is a messenger RNA of Hemiscyllium ocellatum (epaulette shark), 8498 nucleotides long. RefSeq names its product mediator of RNA polymerase II transcription subunit 13-like. Gene Ontology annotation, molecular function: transcription coregulator activity. The record is from RefSeq and is a predicted model, not a curated record. Gene Ontology annotation, biological process: regulation of transcription by RNA polymerase II. Gene Ontology annotation, cellular component: mediator complex. Lineage: Eukaryota; Metazoa; Chordata; Chondrichthyes; Orectolobiformes; Hemiscylliidae. The transcript is spliced from 31 exons. The coding region runs from base 522 to 7196 and encodes 2224 amino acids.
GUGUGUGUUAUGUAUGUAUGUAUGUGUGAGUGAGUGGGAGAGAGAGAGAGAGAGAGAGGAGGGAGGGGAGCCAGAGAGAGAGAGAGAGGAGCAGCAGCAGCCGCCUUCAGCGGAUCACUGGCGGCGGCAACAGCAGUAGCAGCGAGUGAUUUUUUUUUCCCUUCUUCUAACUUGGGAGGCGGACGACGACGACGGGGAAGGACAACAACACACGCCGAAAUUAUCUAUCUCUAAGUCAUCAUCAUCAAAAGCUUGGGGGAGCCUCCUGAAAUAAAGCGGCGGACGUCACUCCUUCCAUCGCUCUGGAGAGAUUUUUAGUUAUCAUUUUUAAAACCUAUUUAUUCGUUAUUUUUCCCACAUCCCCCCACCUCCUGUGGGCGGAGAGGAGGGUUUUUUUUUGGUGAGGGGAGGUGAUUGUUUCAUCCCUCCCGGUUCCAUCGAGAUAUUAUUUUUCUUUUUGCAAGGGAAAAGCAAGACGGAAUCUUUAAUUCGACCUCCGGAGAGAAAGUCAUGCACGGAGCAUGACUGCAGCAAACUGGGUGGCCAACGGUGCUAGCUUGGAGGACUGCCAUUCGAAUUUAUUCUCUCUGGCUGAACUAACUGGCAUCAAAUGGCGUAGGUACAGUUUCCAGGGUCUAGGGGGCUGUGGUCCCAUCAUCUCAGCACCAGCUCAGGAUGAUCCUAUUCUGCAGACAUUUAUUCGAUGUCUACAAGCCAAUCUGCUAUGUGUAUGGAGACGAGAUGUGAGGCCCGAAGCCAAGGAGUUGUGGAUUUACUGGUGGGGAGAGGAGCCGAAUUUAGUUGAUAUAAUUCACCAUGAGUUACGAGUGGUGGAAGAUGGUCUCUGGGAAAAUGGACUUACGUAUGAAUGCCGAACACUGCUCUUCAAAGCUAUUCACAAUUUGCUAGAAAGGUGUCUGAUGGAUAAGAACUUUGUUAGGAUUGGAAAGUGGUUUGUCAAACCCUACGAGAAAAAUGAGAAGCCUGUCAACAAAAGUGAACACCUUUCUUGUUCCUUUACCUUCUUUCUGCAUGGAGAGAGCAAUGUCUGCACAAGUGUUGAAAUUGCCCAACAUCAACCUGUGUACCUUGUCAAUGAAGAGCACAUCAACAUGGCACUAUCAUCAGCCUCACCUUUCCAAGUCAUCAUUAGUCCGUUUGGGCUGAAUGGCACACUUACAGGCCAGACAUACAAGAUGUCUGAUCCAGCUACAAGGAAAUUGAUUGAAGAAUGGCAAUACUUCUAUCCAAUGGUACUGAAAAAGAAAGAAACAAAGGAGGAAGAAGAGAUGGAUUGUGAUGAUGACUUUCCUGUAGCUGUUGAGGUUAUUGUAGGUGGAGUGAGAAUGGUAUACCCAUCAGCUUUCGUGUUGAUUCCUCAGGGGGAUAUCCCUGUAGUUUCAAAUGCUGCUAAUGCAGGAGGCCAUACAAAUCCAACACAAGGAUCAUUAAGUGUGAAGGACACCUUAAGUUGUGGAUUGCCACUCACACCACCCACCUCUCCUGAGCAAACCAUAAUAGCAGGUGAUGGGAUUGCACCGACUGUGACUGGUCAAAUGAGUGGACAAGAAGGAGUGGCAACUGCAUCAAGCCCAAAACACACUGGUCGAGUUCCUCAGAAAGUAACCAAUCAGAUGGUUCAGAAUGUCUGGAAAGAAUGCAAUGUGAACAAAACACAACUGAAAAGACAUUCAACUAGUGAAAAUUCUGAGGAAGAGAUGGCCAGCAAUGCUGCUUCCUGGGAUUUUACAGAGCCUGGCCAAAGAGUGAAUUGUUCUUGUUCAAGGCAAAAGCUUCUAAAACAGCGAAGUACAACGGGCGCAAACCGCCCUCCACCCAUCUCUCAGCCUGGCUUUAAUGCUGGUCUCCCUUCCGCUUCUUCUUUGCCAUCAUCUGCGUCUUCUAAGCACAAAACAAAUGAGAAGCAGGAAAAGGGAGAUAAGCAGCAGAAGCGACCUAUGACUCCAUUUCAUCAUCGACCUUCGUUAACUGAUGAGCUUUGCAUGGAGCAAGAUCCAACAGGACAGAAGCUUGGAUUAGUUGGUAUUGAUGUCUCCUUGGAAAUGCACAGCAGCAGGAAGUAUGGCAAGCCAGCAUCUGGACAUCCAGGAAACCAGAGCAAGCCACUAAAUUUGAAUCCUAUGGAUUCUCCACAUUCUCCCAUCUCUCCACUUCCACCAACGCUCAGCCCCCAACCGAGAGGUCCAGAAGCAGAAGGUUUGGAAGGAGCUCCGGAGCCCAUUAAUCCAUUACUAUAUAGUAAUGGUCUAGAACUUCAGGCGAUCCCCAGCCUUGAUGAUAAGACUGGGCUUUUAUCACAAAGACUACCACCAGUGCCGGAGGUCAGCGAGACUACUCUAUAUAGUGGUAUCACUGCACAAAAUUUGGAGUCAUCGGACAGAAUCUCAUGGCAGUGUUAUAAGACUCCAACCCAUGUAGAGGGAGAGUUCAGGCCACCAGAACUGCACUGUGACAGAUGUGACAACAAAAUUGAUAAUCCAGAUGGUUCAGCACUAAGACGACUUCUAGCACAGCCUCAUAAACGAUUCAAAGUUUCAGAGGAAAGAGUACAAAUGCAAAUCCAGGAAAUGAAUUAUCUGGAUCCAACUAGACUUAUCCAGCAGCAUAAUGAAGGUCCUGGAGAACUUAAUGACCCUUACACUUUUGUGGAUGGUGAUAUUGAAUACAGCUUCACUUCAAUUAAGAAGUCAAAACUUGCAUCUGAAAAAGAUACAUCAAAGAAAUCUCAACCGAACAAGCUCGAAGAUGGAUUUGGUACGAGGGAAGCUCCAUCUAGUCAUGCUACACAGUUGCCUGAUGGAAAAGAUGCCAUGUCUAUUUUUAACACUGCUCCAAAAUCAGAAACACGACAAUCUCCAACAGGGCGGAUAGUUCCUGCAAGCCUCACACGAGAGACUGACCUAGUGGUUUCUUUGAAUGACCUGGACAAUCUUUUUGACAACUCUGAUGAUGAGGAAAAUGGGACAUCUUCCCCAACACGCUCUAAGCAAGCAAAUGCAGGAUCAGAAGACAAAGCUGUUGGAAAAGAUGUGAAGACAACUGGGCCUUAUCCUCCAACUGUCGCAGAUCUGCAAAGAAUGUUUCCAACCCCUCCAUCUUUAGAACAACAUCCAGCAUUUUCUCCAGUAAUGAAUUACAAAGAUGGUGUUAAUUCUGAGAUGCCUGCAGGGAUGAGUAGCAUGGAGAAUCCGGUUGGUACUAUGACCGCAACUCAAUUCACAGAAUUCAAAAUGCAAGUGGAAGAUCGACUGGGCAGUCCUAAGCCUGAAGAAAUAACAGAUUUUUCUUACGUGCACAAGCCCCCAAAAGCUAAGGGUUUUGUUGGAUCUUCAAUGUUUGCACCACUAAAGGCCGUGCCCAGUCAAUGCCUUGCUCCACUGAAAAUACCAGAUGCCUGCAUAUACCGACCAUCAUGGGCUAUUCCUCCAAAAAUCGAACAAUUGCCUGUACCACCACCUGCUUCAUUAAAUCGGGAUGGAUAUGUCAAUGUGCCUAGUGUUGGGAGUCUGACAGAAGAUUAUAUUCAGAUGAGCACUCCUCAAAUGAGCACACCUUUGGCAGUAAGUUCUACUGCACCUGCCAGCAACAGUGGUGCUGGUGUGUUGCCCUCUCCUGCAACCCCUCGCUUCUCUGUCCCAACACCUCGUACACCAAGGACACCACGAACUCCACGGGGUGGGGGCACUGCCAGUGGGCAAGGAUCAGUGAAGUAUGAUAGUGCUGAUAUGUGUUCCCCUGCUUCAACACCUUCAACCACACGACCAUUGAACUCUGUGGAGCCAGCAACCAUACAGUCAAUUCCCCAGGCACACAGCUUGUACGUUACGCUAAUCCUUUCAGAUUCGGUGAUGAAUUUCUUCAAAGAUCGCAACUUCGAUAGCUGCUGUAUCUGUGUUUGUAAUAUGAAUAUCAAAGGGGCGGAUGUUGGUUUAUACAUCCCAGAUCCAACCAAUGAAGCCCAGUUUGGAUGCACCUGUGGAUUUAGUGCUGUCGUAAACCGCAGACUUGGAUAUAAUGCAGGUCUCUUUCUCGAGGAUGAAUUUGAUAUUUUUGGGAGGACAUCAGAGAUUGGUCAAGCUGCAGAAAGACGAUUGAUAUUGUGUCGGAAUUCUGUUGUUCCUCAAGGAUUUGAUGGGUCGAAGAGGCUACAAGACCUAACAGCGAACUUAAUUUUUCUUGUACAGGAUCAGUGUACAGGACCUUUCACUUCUCUAAGUUCUCUAGACUAUAUUUCCUUAGAUAGAUCAGCACUUCAAUCAGCAAAUUGGAACUAUGACAAGCUGAGAGCAGAUAGUAGCGAUUCUUGCACAGAGUGUUUCAAUGCCCUGGAGCAGGGUCGACAAUAUGUGGAUAAUCCAUCUGGUGGAAGAAUAGAUGAAGCACUAAUUAGAAGCAGGAGUUUACACCCAUGGCCCAAUAGUAAUGUUCUGGAUAUUAGCAUCCUUUCAUCCCAGGAUGUGGUCCGCAUGCUGCUAUCACUGCAGCCUUUUCUCCAAGAUGCCAUUCAAAAGAAACGGACAGGAAGGACAUGGGACAAUAUCCAGCAUGUGCAAGGACCUCUCACCUGGCAACAAUUCCACAAGAUAGGCAGAGGAUCCUAUGGUUCAGAAGAAUCACCAGAGCCACUUCCCAUCCCCACACUGCUUCUGGGCUAUGAUAAAGACUUCCUGAUGAUCUCUCCUUUUGCACUGCCCUUUUGGGAGAAGCUGCUUCUAGAACCGUAUGGUUCUCAGCGUGACGUAGCCUACAUUGUGGUCUGUCCAGAAAAUGAGGCCUUGCUCACUGGAGCCAAAAAUUUCUUCAGGGAUCUUAGUGCUGUAUAUGAGACAUGCAGACUUGGUGAGCAUAGACCGAUCUGCAAAGUAUUGAGAGAUGGAAUUAUGCGGGUUGGUAAGAGUUCUGCAAAGAAGUUGGCAGAUGAAUCUGUUGAUGAAUGGUUCUCCCAAGCUUGGGUUAGCGAUGAAAAUGACAAUCUUGCCAAGUUAAAGCUAUAUGCUCAAGUCUGUCGCCAUCACUUGGCACCUUACCUGGCUACACUUCAGUUGGACAACAGCCUGCUGAUUCCACCUAAACACCAGCCAACAUCAUCUUCUGGUACCCAGGGGCAGGCAACAACUGGAAGCGGUGGGCCAUCAUUGGGAACUGGGGUUACUUCUGCACCAGUGACAACUGGCACCACAGCUACUGCCACAACCAGCACUGGCAGUAGCAAUGCAACAACUGGCAGCACUGGUGUUGGAAGUGGGUCAACAGGUACCUGCUCCACUUCUACUACCUCCACUACCACCACAACCACUACCCCAGUUUUGCAUCAAACAGGUACAAUCCCAUCCUCUUCAGGAUUUGGUGGGACUGUUGGAGCUGCUCAGGUGCAGAGUGGUAGCUCAGGCACCAGUACUGAGAGGCCUCCAGCAAAUACACCCAGUGGCAGUGGAGAUUCAGAUGCCCAGAGUUCUGCACAGCAGCAAGAAGUGCAAGAGAGUACUACAGAAAGGGAACGGAUAGGAAUUCCUACCGAAGCUGAGUCGGCUGACAGCAAUGCAUAUCCACCAGCUGUCGUCAUUUAUCUUGUUGAUCCUUUUACAUAUUCCUCAGAAGACGAGUCAUCUUUUACUAGCGGAUGGCUGUUAGGCCUAUUAAGGUGCUACAUGGAGAUGCUGGAUAAUCUACCAGAGCAUAUGAGGAAUGCAUUCACUGUCCAGAUUGUGCCUUGCCAGUAUCUACUACAACCAGUGAAAGAUGAUCACACUUUCUAUAUCCAGCACUUAAAAUCACUGGCAUUCUCGGUUUACACACAAUGUAGACGGCCGCUUCCCACACAGAUCCACAUUAAAUCACUAACUGGCUUUGGUCCUGCUUCCACAAUAGAUAUGACCCUUAAGCAUUCAGAGCGUCCCCAUCCUAUCCAGGUAUAUUCGCCACCUUAUAUCUUGGCACCAAUUAAAGACAAACAAACAGAGCUGGGUGAGACAUUUGGAGAGGCAAGCCAGAAGUACAACGUGCUCUUUGUUGGUUAUUGUUUAUCACAUGAUCAGAGGUGGCUUCUAGCAUCAUGUACCGACCUUCACGGGGAAUUACUGGAGACAUGCAUCCUGAACAUUGAUGUCCCAAACAGGUCAAGGAGAAGUAAAGUGCCUGCUCGUAAAAUUGGCUUGCAGAAGCUAUGGGAAUGGUGUGUUGGAAUUAUGCAGAUGACAUCACUGCCAUGGAGAAUUGUAAUGGGGAGACUUGGAAGAGUAGGUCAUGGAGAACUGAAAGAUUGGAGUAUCCUAAUUGGGCGACGCUCACUACAGUCUACCAGUAAGCAAUUGAAGGAGACUUGCACAAUGUGUGGUAUAUCUGCAGCAGAUUCUCCCACAAUUCUCAGUGCCUGCUUGGUUGCCCUGGAGCCACAGGGUUCAUUUGUUGUUAUGCCUGAUGCUGUCACAAUGGGUUCUGUGUUUGGGCGUGGUACAGCUCUCAACUUGCAAACAUCUCAGUUGAACACCCCACAAGAUGCAUCCUGUACGCACAUUCUGGUUUUUCCAACAUCUGCUGCUACGGUUGUUGCCAAUACUGAAGCUUUGGAAGCUCUUGGUAACCAAGAUGGUAUAGGAAUUUUGGAAGAGGAUAUUUUUGCUGAAGACUUUGACAAUGACAUUCGGAUCCUGAUAACUGGUAAUCUUCACCCAUCUCCCACGUCUUCUCCUGUACUGUCUCCUGGUUCACCUACUGGCACAGGGGCAGGCUCUCAUUUUCAACACAGCAGUGAAGCUGGCAGGGGUCAAGGAGGUGAACGACUCCUCUCUACAGAAGCUCAUGAGGAAGUAGCGAAUGUAUUGCAGCAACCUCUUGCUCUUGGAUACUUUGUUUCAACUGCCAAAGCUGAAAAUCUCCCUCAGUGGUUCUGGUCUGCCUGUCCCCAUGCCCAAAAUCAGUGCCCGUUGUUUCUAAAGGCCUCAUUACAUCACCAUGUCUCCUUGGCACAAUCUGAUGAACUACUUCCUGGCAAGCACUCCCAUCCUCACCCUCUGGAUUCCAAUAGAACUUCAGAUGUUUUGAGAUUUGUACUAGAACAGUAUAAUGCCUUAUCAUGGCUCAACUGCAACCCUGCCACACAAGAUCGCCAGUCCUGUCUACCCGUCCACUUUGUGGUGCUUACUCAAAUGUACAAUGCCAUUAUGAAUUUACUUUGAGACUAGGGGUCGUGUUAUACACGGACCUAAUCCCUUUCCCUGCCCAAGAACAUGAUGCAUCAUCAGCUGAAUUGCAAUGAUAUGAAGAUCUUGUAAGGGAAAAUAUCAAAAUUUGAGCAAGUACCAUUUCCAAGAGAAUUGAAUUCACUCCGUCUAACUUUUUCAAAAGUGUGAGCAUUACCUUGCAAAGAACUUUCUUUGGAUAUUGGUGCAUCAGCGGCAUACAUUGUAAAGCUCUUCCACAUCAGUAAAUUUUUUGGAAUUUUUAUGUUACAGCUUCUGAAACUAUACUUGUCAUCAUUGCUACAACACAGAAUUUAUUUUUCAUGAUAAAUUGUACAUUCUUUAAAAAAAACACAGUAUUGUGAAAUUGAGGAAAAUAUAGUGGAGAAUAUCAACUAGCUAGUGCUUGUAAAUGAUAUUUUAUUGUGCAUUUGAGUCACCUUUGGUGGCUUCCUUUGUAUUGUAGAUAUAAACCAGAUAUAUGAAAACAGUUUGUAUCUAUUGUGUACAGUGUAAAAUUGACAAAUUGCAGUACUAUUUUUUCUUAAUCAGAAAAAUUUCACAAGGCCUUUUGAAGAGGAAAAUCAAGAUUGUAAAAUUGUACAAAAAGUUAACUUGGUGAGAAUUGUAAGUAGAAGUUUGUAAUUUUUCCAUUUUAUUGUCAUUCUCCCUCCCAAAAUUCAUCAGCUAUGGAUGAAAAUGGGUUGUUUCGAUUUCAAGGCCAUUUUUAUCUCGGACUUUACUGAUGAAGAUAAAUACUCAUCUUCAUAUUUUUGGAGGUGCAAACUCCGACCUCUGUCAUUUUAUUUAAGAUUUAAGUUAAAAGAUUCUGGUGAAGUAAUAUUUAUAGGUUUUUGUGCAAAAAAAUAAAUAAAUGGCAAUAGAUAAAAUCCUAUAUUAUGUACUUCAAUGUGAGAAAGUUGUAUGUAUAUUUCUCAUGGAUAUGCAUAUUUUAGUUGUGGAUUUUUAAAAGUUUGAGCAUACAAGCCCCAGUUGAACAACAGAAUCCCUUAGCAGAAGAUUUUCAUUUUUCUUCUGUUAGAACACAUUUAAGGUUCAGAAUGGCAUACCAGUUUGUCUCCCGAUAACCUGGAUUUGCUAGCAUGCUUGUAUGUAUAUUUCAGAACAUUUUUAAAUGUAAAAGCUGUACAUUUCACGCCAAUAUGAAGUUUUUUCUUCUGAGCAUUUUGCUGUGGGCUUCUUUUAUAUAAAAUAAAAUAAGUGAAGUUCAUUUUAAUUCUGUAUUGCUGAAACAAAUACACUAAAAGCGAGUUUGAUAAACCUGCAGGCAUUUUAAUG